This is a messenger RNA of Sorex araneus (European shrew), 4529 nucleotides long. It is a transcript of the gene CHEK1, whose product is annotated as checkpoint kinase 1. The record is from RefSeq and is a predicted model, not a curated record. The transcript is spliced from 12 exons. NCBI's taxonomy places the organism in Eukaryota, Metazoa, Chordata, Mammalia, Eulipotyphla, Soricidae. Gene Ontology annotation, biological process: mitotic G2 DNA damage checkpoint signaling; protein phosphorylation. The coding region runs from base 58 to 1488 and encodes 476 amino acids. Gene Ontology annotation, cellular component: site of double-strand break; nucleus; cytoplasm. Gene Ontology annotation, molecular function: ATP binding; protein serine/threonine kinase activity.
AAGCGCUGGCCGGGGGCGGCUGCGGGAGGGCUCGGUGGCCGGCGCGCCCGCGGAGCCAUGGCCGUGCCCUUCGUGGAGGACUGGGACCUGGUGCAGACGCUGGGAGAAGGCGCGUACGGCGAAGUUCAGCUGGCUGUGAACCGAAGGACCGAGGAAGCCGUUGCGGUGAAGAUUGUAGACAUGAAGCGAGCCAUAGACUGUCCGGAGAAUAUUAAGAAAGAGAUCUGCAUCAAUAAAAUGCUAAAUCAUGAGAAUGUCGUGAAAUUCUAUGGCCACAGAAGAGAAGGCAACAUCCAGUAUCUUUUUCUGGAGUACUGUAGUGGGGGAGAGCUGUUUGAUAGAAUAGAACCAGAUAUAGGCAUGCCUGAACAAGAUGCUCAGAGGUUCUUCCAUCAGCUCAUGGCAGGGGUGGUUUAUCUGCAUGGUAUUGGAAUAACUCACAGGGAUAUUAAGCCUGAAAAUCUCUUAUUGGAUGAGAGGGAUAACCUCAAGAUCUCUGACUUUGGCUUGGCAACAGUGUUUCGGCAUAAUAAUCGGGAACGUUUAUUGAAUAAGAUGUGCGGUACUUUACCUUAUGUUGCUCCCGAACUUCUAAAAAGGAAAGAAUUUCAUGCAGAACCAGUGGAUGUUUGGUCCUGUGGAAUAGUACUUACAGCCAUGUUGGCUGGAGAAUUGCCAUGGGACCAGCCCAGUGAUAGUUGUCAGGAAUAUUCUGACUGGAAAGAAAAAAAAACGUACCUCAACCCUUGGAAAAAGAUCGAUUCUGCUCCUCUAGCCCUGCUGCAUAAAAUCCUAGUAGAGAAUCCAUCAGUAAGGAUCACUAUCCCAGACAUCAAAAAAGACCGAUGGUAUAACAAGCCACUCAAGAAAGGGGCAAAGAGGCCCCGAGUCACUUCGGGUGGUGUAUCGGAGUCUCCUGGCGGGCUCUCGAAGCAUAUUCACUCCAGUUUGGACUUCUCUCCAUCAAACGGUGCUCCCAGUGAAGAAAAUGUGAAGUACUCCAGUUCCCAGCCAGAACCACGGACAGGCCUUUCCUUAUGGGACUCCAGCCCCUCCUACAUCGAUAAACUGGUCCAAGGAAUCAGCUUUUCCCAGCCCACAUGUCCUGACCACAUGCUGCUGAAUAGCCAAUUACUGGGCACCCCAGGAUCUUCACAGAACCCCUGGCAGCGUCUGGUGAAAAGAAUGACUCGAUUCUUUACCAAAUUGGAUGCAGAUAAAUCUUACCAGUGCCUGAAAGAGACUUGUGAGAAAUUGGGUUACCAGUGGAAGAAGAGUUGUAUGAAUCAGGUAACUGUAUCAACAACGGAUAGGAGAAACAAUAAACUGAUAUUCAAAGUGAAUUUGGUAGAAAUGGAUGAGAAGAUCUUAGUUGAUUUCCGGCUCUCUAAGGGUGAUGGAUUGGAAUUCAAGAGACAUUUCCUGAAGAUUAAAGGGAAGCUGAGUGAUGUGAUCAGCAGCCAGAAAGUUUGGCUUCCUGCCACGUGAUGGAGCCCUGGGCUCCGGGAUCUCCUGGUGAAUAUGGUGCUGCUAUGUUGACAUGACUCUUCCUAGAGAAGAUUCUCCUUGGCUGGGUAGUCGCUGCAGAGUCCCCUCCCCUUGUUAACCGAACACGUUCCAGUCUUGAUGUACGUCCUGUGUAAAGUGAUACCUACAUCUUCACUCUAAGUAGAACUUUGGGGAAGGGACGAAUAGAAUUCAUCAGAUACCUCUUCGUCCAGUGUCUAAACUUGAGAUCCACCAGAUAGAAACCAAGCUUUCGGGGCACGGGAACUCACCAGUGUUUCUACUAAUAUUAUGGAAUAUGAUAGAUAUAGCCUUGUCCUAUUUUUACUGACCUAUUGGUGUCAUCAAAUGGAUGAAUUUAAAAAGACAAUCCUUGUGCGUUUGGGAUGUUAGGUUCAUUAGUCUCUGAUGUGAAGCCAACUUUGAAAAACAUAGCCUUGGAUUUUAUACUGACAACUUCAAAGGGGCAGUGACCAGGUAUUUAAACACUGUUUUUGAAUGACAGCUAUUAAUUAAAAUUGCAGGUGAAUAUGUUUUUUCUAGUGUAGUUAAUUACAAAAUGCUGCUUGGUCUUUGAGUAGAAGUUGAGCAUAUAAGAGCUAGUGCUUAACUACCUUUUUUUCUAAUACUACUGUUGCACAAGUAUAAUAUUUUUCUAUAUCCUACCUUCACAGCCAUAUUUUAAUUUUUUAUUGCAGAAAUAAAUUCUGUUUUGAAAAUGAAUAGUUAAUUCUGUGAACUUAUUGAUGACUAAGCUCUUAGGUGAUAAGGAAAGAGGGAGAAGAAGGCUAUAAAAGAAAUAAAUCUGAUUACUGAUUCUUCUUCUUACUAGAUAUAUAAAGAUGUUCUUUGUGUAAAGUUUUAUUAACUUUUGGAUAUGUUGGCUUGGAUUUCUGUAUUCCUUUUGGUAGUUCAUAAAAUUACCUUCUUUGAAGCCAAGAACAUACAAAAUUUUAUGGUUCAAGUUGAUUGUAUAUCAGUGCUUACAGGUAAAAUUGUUACCAAAGAGUAGGCAAAGGAGGAAUAGGUUUCAACUAAUAGGCAGCCCCUAAGAGUAGAUUCGGUAAAUUGCCAACCAGGAAAGAAAUGUUCUUGAGCGUUGUCAGCCAGCCACUACGUUAGCACAGGCUCUAAUCUCUUCAGUGAGCUUCAGACACCGAGAGCUGCAGCCUUCCUGCUUCCUCCACAAGGCCACUGGACAUGAUGACCAGAAACGGCUUUGACCUGUGACCUUCAGCCUCUUCCUCCCUCACUUCCAUCAUCUCAAUAACUGUUAUGUCAAGCUCCAGUUUCUGAAGCCCAAACUCUAGGAAUCAUCGUUGAAGUGAUUAACAGUCUACUGUCAAGCCACGAAUCCUCUCCCGUCCGCCCAGUACAUUAGAAACGUCCCCUCCUUGUGCUGGGACAACACUGCGCUAGGCAGAGGCACCGUGACCCAUGUGUGGGCCGAGGCCUCUCUCGUUCAGAUGGGCAGUUGGAAUGAUGCUCUGACAUGUGAGCCAGGUGCCCGCCCUGCUGUCUGUCCUCAUGACUUUUCAUCACUCUGAAUCGGGUGUCCUUGUGUUGGCCGUUCCAAUCUCCAGAACACUAGUCCUCGCUGUUCCUGAAACUUGUGCUUCCCUUUCUGUCUUUGCCUCUGUGUCACCUUCUCUGGAAAAUCAUUACUUGGCUUACCUAAAAUCACACCCUUCUGUCACUCUUUCCUUUCUUUUUCUUUUCCUUCUUUUUUUUUUCGGCUUUUGGGUCAUACCCAGCAAUGCUCAGGGGUUCCUCCUGGCUCUGCACUCCAGAAUCACUCCUGGCGGUGCUUGGGGGAUCCUAUGGGAUGCCGGGGAUUGAACCUGGGUUGGCCACGUGCAGGACAAACGCCCUACCCACUGUACUAACGCUCCACCCCAGCCCCUUUAUUUUUCAUAACACUUAUAUUGAAUCUAAUUUUGAGAUAAUUUAAUGUCCAUAUGUCUGUUUUCCCCGUUGGUUUAUAUAUUACGUCAGCUUCUUUGGGUCCAGAACUUGAUCUAUCCUGUUCAGUUCUGUGUGUCCCCCACCCAUCCACCCUCACCUCAGAGCCUCACACAGCACCUAGAAUGUUACAGUAUUUAGUAAAUAGACUCAGUGCAUCUGGUCUGUCAAAAUACAGCUGGGAGCUCAGCACCUCUCUUGGGUUUUUUUUUUGGGUUUUUUUUGUUUUGUUUUGUUUUUUUUGCUGUCACCUGAAUUUAAGCUCCAUCUCUCUCCCGGGUGUCUAUUAUUAAAUCUGUUUUCCCACUUCAACUCUUGCCGUUUUCCAGCCUGUCUUUUCCCUCGGGCUUUUCAUAGUCCUGAGCCACCAUUCUAGUCUUUAAAGGUUAAAUAGUGCUCACCCUCCUGUACUCAGAAACUUCCAGCAACCUGGCAUCGCAGGUGGUCCCCCAGCUCUCCAGUAAGUGAGCCCUGAGCACAGAGCCAGGUGGAGCAGUGCUGGGUGUGGCCCAAACACCCCUACACCUCUUCCCCCAAAACAGAACACCUCCGGUGACUUCUAGUGACCAAGACUGGAUCUGAACUCUUCACUCUGACUUGACUCUGUCCCUCCAAACGCCUGUCCUCUUGGCUCACUGUAACGCCGGCUGCGAGGCCUUUGUCCGCUGCAUCCGCUGUCCGGGGCUUCCCCUUCCAGGGCCUUUGUGUUGGUGUGUCUCAGCGGAAACCCCUUUAGGACUUUGUGUCAUGGAUCUAGCUCCCCCCCCCCCCCCCCCGAACCUGAGCCCAAACGUCCCUGUUAAGCCCAAUUAUUACCAAUCAUGUAAUAGUUUCUUCCAGAAGUGAUCACCACCUGAAAUUAUUUAUUUAUUGUCUGUCUCCCCAUGAAAAUGUAUGUAAACUUAGAUUUUGUAUCCAUGUCGACCUUGUGUGUUUUGUAUAUUGAACAUCCUGGCAAGUAGUUAAGUGCUCAAUAAAUGUAUGUCGAAUAAUGAGUGUUGAAGAAAUGAAUGAAAUAUUUGGUAGGGGAAAUACCGCUGUGUCAGGGGCAGGUGAAGAGA